This is a messenger RNA of Elaeis guineensis (African oil palm), 4263 nucleotides long. The record is from RefSeq and is a predicted model, not a curated record. Lineage: Eukaryota; Viridiplantae; Streptophyta; Magnoliopsida; Arecales; Arecaceae.
UUUCUCAUGGAUUGGCGAUAUGGCAAGAGCGAUAACCACACUGAAGAGAGAACAUAAAAUCACAAAAUGGAGACAAGAAUUAUGUGAUUUGCCGCGAAAUUCCCAGCCAAAAUCCAUGGGAGGGCAGUGCGAGGCAGAAGAGGAGCUUAGAACUUACCGAGGGGGAGAUGCCAUCUCAAAACUGAUGCAUAAUGAUUUAGCAAGCAUGUUUUCGGAUCGCUUUCUUUGGGAAAUACAGGAUCCACUGAAGACUAUGAACUUGUAUCAUUCGCAAAGCAACCUCCAAGAUCUCCAUGAGAACCCUACGAGAUGAGAAGCCUCCUUUUCUCCAAUUUUUUUUUUUCCUUUUUCCUAAUUCUCUGGUUUUAUUUUACUCCCCAUUAAGUUGAGGCUACAACGCAUAACACCUCAAACUAGAUGUUUCAUCAGAUGUUUGAGAAAAAGAUGGGAGUUACCUAUUAAUUCCUCUCAUGAAUGUUUCUUCAGAUGCAGUUAUUUGCCCUGUUGUGGUAGAUCCAGGUGAGAUCCUGAUGCCAACAUUCACACAUCCUCAUGCUAUAGUUCCACAUAACCUCUUCCAAUGGGUCAAAUAUGACACCUCCAUGUAGAUGUCUCCUUAGAUGGGGUUACUUAACCUGUUGUUAUAUAUCCUGGUUAUUUCAUGAUCCUCAUGCCAUGGUUCCAUACCCACUAUCAAAUUUCUUGGACUCAUGGACAAAACAUCUUCUUGCUCCAAUCAUGGGAUAGAAUUGUGGCAUGUUCAUCUUGGCCUCCUUGAGAUUUAUUCUAAUGAUGACAAUAGGAUUGUGAGGGAGUAGUAACUGUUUGUUGACAUAGCUCAUUGAAUUUGAAUGUUUGGAUUUAAAAUGGAGAUGCAGUACCCAAAUUAAAUGCAUUUUAGAGUAGAAAAGAUGGCAAAGUACCAAGUGAUAUGUCAAUUACUGGUCAAAAACUUCUAGCAAAUCACACAUAAGUUGUGUAGUUAAAAAAAGGAAAAAUAGUGCAUAAAGCAGAGUCUAUGCUUUUGCAGAAUGAUUUGGCAGCUAAUCUUGUGGAAGGCAGUUUUACUCGCAGCUGGUGCAGGACAAAGUAGUUAAUUUUGUCAUUAUUCACUUUCAGAACAACAGACUAAUUCAUGUAGGGAGCCUCCUUUAAAAAUUCUGAACAUACUGCAAUGUUAAUUGGAAGAAGAAGAAUAUUAUGACUACAACAGUUUUGCUAGAUAUCAGGAAAAUUUUUGAGUGGUUGAUGGAUUUUGGCAAUGCUUUAGGAAAGCACAAAUGUAACAGAUGACACAAGGAUUUAAUUAGUAAUGAAGAUCGAAGUUGGUUGGGCCUUAGUGCCUAGCAACUAUCCUUAGCUUUCAAACUGGACAUGGUGGGUGACUUGGUAUCUUGUUCGUCAAGGAAACAAGUUGAAAUGAAGAAUUAAAUGUAUAGGAUGCGGUGAAAAGCAUAAGAAAGCAAUAAUUCAAUUUGUGCAACAUACAAGUUUGUGGUGAGAGGACUGGAGACUGUCUAUCCAAAGAUAGGGUAACAGCUCCCAGUAUGUUAACAAUUAUUUCCUUGGUGUGCAUUUAUAUUCUACGAUCAAUUGUUUGGCUUUCUAGCCUUUUCAGGCUUUUGUAUAUUGCAUUGUGAAUUUGGGCAAUUUCAAGUUUUGAAAUUAUUCAUGUUAUGUUGAAGAAUCGAUAGAUUUCCUUUUUUCUUUGCUGUGGUCAACUGUUCUCUGUGUUUUAAUGCAUUCAAAUUUCAGGUUCCAGCAUCAAAUUCUUUCAGCUGCUACUUCUAGAAUUUUUUAUAGGAGAUGACAAUGAAUUCUGUUGCAUAUUAUUUCAGUCUUUUAUGGUAUCUGUUUGAAGCUUUUUCAUUAAAAACAGGGUGACAGGAGAUAUAUUCCCCUACAUCAACCUACAGCACAACAAGUGAUGAUCGAUACAAUAUCUGCAGGGCCCACUACUGUAUUCCUUAUUGGAUCACACACAAACUUUGCUCUCUUUCUGAUGACAAAUCCGCAUUUGAAAAAAUAUAUCCAGCACAUUUAUAUUAUGGGUGGUGGUGUAAGGUCAAAAGACCGUUGCCCCAACAAUUCCAGCACUUCCUGCAUUCCUCAGCAGUGUGCUGAUUGUGGUAACUUGGUUGAUGCCUAUGCUAGCAAUCCAUAUGCAGAGUUCAAUAUUUUCGAAGAUCCUUUUGCUGCAUAUCAGGUGUUCCAUUCUGGCAUUCCAAUUACCCUUGUCCCACUUGAUGCAACCAACACCAUCCCCAUAAAUGAGCAGUUCUUUAUGGCAUUCGAACAACAACAGGAUACAUAUGAGGCACAAUACUGUUUUCAGUCUUUAAAGAGUAUACAUGACACUCACUCAGAUAAUCAAUUUUACAUGAACUUUUAUAUGUGGGACUCGUUUACUGCUGGUGUAGCUGUAUCAAUCAUGCGCAAUGCUGACAACUUUAAUGGUGAAAAUGAAUUUGCUGAGAUGGAAUAUCUAAAUCUAACUGUAGUAACUUCAAAUAAACCAUAUGGUAUAUAUGAUGGCUCAAACCCCUUUUUUGAUGGGCGUGCAAUUCCAAAGUUCAGUUUACAGAAAGAUGGAGUACAUAGUGGUCAUGUUCAGACUGGACUUCAAGAUCCAUUUUGCUUUGUGCCUGGAAGUAAUAAAGGGAAAUGCAAGGAUGGAUACACCAAGGAAGUAACUGUCUCAGAAGGUGUCCGUGUUCUUGUUGCAAAGAAAGCAAAACCUAAUCAAGAUGUUCAAAGUCCACUAAACCGAGAAUUUUUUAAAUGUUUUCUAGAUGUUCUAAAUCUUCCUCAGCAAUCUGGGCGUUUUAACAUUAGCAGACAGUUUCCAUAUUACAGGGAGACACUCUACAUGCCAGAUUUUACAAAUCGAAGUUUGGGAAAGCCUGUUGUGUUUGACAUGGACAUGAGUGCAGGGGACUUUCUUGCCCUUACAUAUCUCCUAAAAGUACCCGUUGAAAUAAUAGACCUCAAGGGGAUACUAGUCAGUGGCAAUGGUUGGGCAAAUGCUGCAACAGUCGAUGUCAUCUAUGAUGUGUUACAUAUGAUGGGCCGUGAUGACAUUCUAGUUGGCCUAGGUAACAUAAAUGCACUUGGCACACCGAGUCUUGGCUGCAAGUAUGUCAAUGCUAUCCCACUGGGUAGCGGUGGAUUGCUCGACUCUGAUACACUUUAUGGACUUGCUCGUACGCUACCAAGAAGCCCUAGGAGGUAUACAGCUGAUAAAUCUGUGAAGUUUGGAGCUCCAAGGAAUACUGAUCACCCUGAACUUAGACAGCCACUAGCUAUGGAAGUUUGGCAGUCCAUUACAAGGGCACUUAAUCCAAAUGAUAAGAUAAUGGUACUGACAAAUGGACCUCUUACUAACUUAGCCAACAUUAUUCUUUCAGAUAAAAAUGCAAGUUCAGUUAUACAGAAUGUUUAUGUAGUGGGGGGGCAUAUCCUUGAUGAAUGUGAUGAGAAAGGAAGCGUCUUCACUGUUCCCUCAAACAAAUAUGCUGAAUUCAACAUGUUUCUUGAUCCCGUAGCUGCAAAGAAAGUCAUUGAGUCAGAUCUUCCAAUCACAUUCAUUCCUCUAAGUGCUCAGCGCAAAGUGAGUUCUUUUGAGAGUAUACUCAAACAUCUAAAGCUUGCAGGCAAGACUCCAGAAGCCCUGUUUGCCUAUCAUUUGCUGUCAUUGAUGCAAGAGCUACAGCAACAGCACCAGGCAUACCACCAUAUGGACAUAUUUUUGGGAGAAAUCCUUGGUGCGGUUUUCUUGGUUGAUGGUCCCAAUUUAAACCUGACAAUGCAAAAAAAGCCAGUUAGCGUCUUGGCUGGUGAUACAAGCAAGGAUGGCCAGACGGUCAUCAACAAAAAAUAUGGAAAAUUCAUUAGUUUAUUGAAUAACUUUGACAGAGAAGCAUAUUACAGACAUUUGGCAAAUUUACUCGGUGAUAGGAGACAAUCUGCUGUGAUUGGUAGCUUUGAUGAACAGAAAAAGAAGUGGAGUAUACCACCAAAUGAGACUUAAGGGGUUCAAUAUCUUUGAAGAUUCUUUCAGUAGAAUUACAAAAAAGAAAGGAUUAUUGAUUUCUUAUUUAUGUUCAUAGGUCAUUUGGGGAUCCCAUCCAUAUUCUUGGUUUCUCCAAGUGAAACCACACAGUCAUCUUCAAGUUACUUUCUUUUGAGGAAUAAGCGUUUUCUUGUUCCCACUUGUAUAGCAAACACUGAAGUCAAUAAAAGAAAACUUCACGGUUGGCCUCU